Messenger RNA from Nicotiana tabacum (common tobacco), 1868 nucleotides. The record is from RefSeq and is a predicted model, not a curated record. NCBI's taxonomy places the organism in Eukaryota, Viridiplantae, Streptophyta, Magnoliopsida, Solanales, Solanaceae.
UCCCUUUGCUCCCUCUUUUCAGUGGAAUUUCAGACCCUAACAUACUCAAAUAAAAAAACCAAACUCUAUCUCCAACUUCCGAUUUCAAUCCCUUCCCCAGCUCAAUAACUAUACUUUACUCGCCGGCGUUCACAUCGGAAAAAGGAUGAACGGCGGUGGAGAUAACCGGCGCCGGGACUGGCGAGACACCACGAGGAUUUCAAAGAAGCAGAAACUCAUCCUUAACUCCGAAGAACAACUCGAAUCCAAGCUCGGAUUCGAUGUUUUCACCGAAGGAGAUAAACGACUCGGCUGGCUUCUCACUCUGGCCUCUUCGUCGUGGGAGGAUCAGGAGACUCGCAAAGUGUACAGUUGCGUCGAUCUUUAUUUCGUUUGUCAGGAUGGUUCAACAUUCAAAGCGAAGUAUAAAUUCAGGCCAUACUUUUACGUGGCAACAAAGGAUAAAAUGGAAAUGGAUGUCGAGGCAUAUUUGAGAAGGCGAUAUGAAUCUCAAAUUGCAGACAUUGAAAUUUUAGAGAAAGAGGAUCUUGAUCUUAAAAACCAUCUAUCUGGCCUACACAGAUCGUAUUUAAAAAUAUCAUUUGAUACUGUCCAACAGUUGAUGCACGUGAAGAGGGAUCUAACACAUAUUGUUGAGAGAAACCAAACGAAGUUUGAUACCAUAGAAGCAUAUGAAUCUAUACUGACAGGAAAAAGCAAGCAGCGAAGUCAAGAUUUUAUAGAUUAUAUCACUGAUCUACGUGAAUAUGAUGUCCCGUACCAUGUUCGCUAUGCUAUUGACAAUGAUGUUAGAUGUGGCCAGUGGUACGAUGUUAGUGUAUCUAGUUCUGGGGUUAUGUUAGAGAAGAGGACGGAUCUCUUGCAGCGAGCUGAAGUUCAUGUCUGUGCCUUUGAUAUUGAAACAACGAAGCUUCCUCUUAAGUUUCCUGAUGCCGAAUAUGAUUCCGUAAUGAUGAUCUCAUACAUGGUUGAUGGCCAAGGCUAUCUCAUUAUUAACAGAGAGUGUGUUGCGGAAGAUAUAGAGGAUAUAGAGUAUACCCCAAAACCAGAGUAUGAAGGGCACUUUAAAGUAACAAAUGUGAAAAAUGAGGAAGGGCUCCUUAGACACUGGUUUGCACAUAUGCAAGUGGUGAAACCCGGCAUCUAUGUAACAUAUAAUGGUGACUUCUUUGAUUGGCCAUUUUUGGAGACAAGAGCAACUCAUUAUGGCUUGAGUAUGAAGGAUGAGCUUGGAUUUUCUUGUGACAAGAAUCAAGGGGAAUGCCGUGCUAAAUUUGCUUGCCAUCUGGAUUGUUUUGCUUGGGUCAAACGUGAUAGUUAUCUUCCUCAAGGAAGUCAGGGUCUGAAGGCUGUUACGAAGGCCAAGUUGGGUUACGAUCCUCUAGAAGUUAAUCCUGAGGAUAUGGUUCGCUUUGCAAUGGAAAAACCGCAGAUGAUGGCUUCAUAUUCUGUUUCAGAUGCUGUUUCAACUUACUACUUGUAUAUGACUUAUGUUCAUCCCUUCAUUUUCUCCCUUGCAACCAUAAUACCUAUGCCGCCAGAUGAAGUCUUACGCAAAGGAAGUGGGACUUUGUGUGAAAUGCUUCUUAUGGUCCAGGCUUAUAAGGCAAAUGUUAUCUGUCCAAACAAGCACCAGUCUGAUCCAGAGAAGUUUUAUGGUAGUCAACUCCUUGAGAGUGAGACUUAUAUUGGUGGUCAUGUGGAAUGCCUAGAAAGUGGUGUAUUCAGAUCUGACCUUCCAACUAGUUUUAAGCUCGACCCGUCUGCCUAUGAGGGGGAAGAGAUGAAACAGAGGGGAAUUUGGGGAAGACAAGUGAGGAAAUGGUGGGUUGGGGGUGGUGGGGCUGGUAGUUUUGGGAAGGCGGAAG